Megalobrama amblycephala (Wuchang bream) is the source of this 1146-nucleotide messenger RNA. It is a transcript of the gene cope, whose product is annotated as COPI coat complex subunit epsilon. NCBI's taxonomy places the organism in Eukaryota, Metazoa, Chordata, Actinopteri, Cypriniformes, Xenocyprididae. The record is from RefSeq and is a predicted model, not a curated record. Gene Ontology annotation, cellular component: COPI vesicle coat. Gene Ontology annotation, biological process: endoplasmic reticulum to Golgi vesicle-mediated transport; retrograde vesicle-mediated transport, Golgi to endoplasmic reticulum; intra-Golgi vesicle-mediated transport. The transcript is spliced from 10 exons. Gene Ontology annotation, molecular function: protein binding; structural molecule activity. Bases 82 to 984 code for a protein of 300 amino acids.
UUUGAAUUCAUCAGCGAAACGAAGCAAGCUGUUCUGGCUACGUGGCCGUAGUGACGUCGGCAAAGUUGACGUUUCACAAACAUGGCGUCGCAGCAGAGUGAAGUGGAUGAGCUGUUCGAUGUGAAAAACGCUUUUUACAUUGGCAGUUAUCAACACUGCAUUAACGAAGCCCAAAAAGUAAAGACAUCAGGGCCAGAAAAGGAUGCAGAGAAGAACAUUUUUCUGUACAGAGCAUACAUUGCUCAGAGGAAGUAUGCUGUGGUUCUGGAUGAAAUAAAGCCCAGCUCCUCUGAGGAGUUGCAGGCUGUUAGGAUGUUUGCUGAGUACCUGUCAAAUGAAGGAAAGAGAGAUGCAAUAGUGGCAGAACUGGACAAAAAGAUGGCUAAGAGUGUUGAUGUUUCCAACACCACCUUCCUGCUGAUGGCGGCUUCCAUCUAUCUGCAUGAGAUGAACACAGAUGCUGCGUUACGUACCCUGCACCAGGGAGAGAGUCUGGAGUGCAUGGCCAUGACUGUCCAGAUACUUCUCAAGUUGGACAGAGUUGAUAUGGCAAGAAAGGAGCUAAAGAAGAUGCAAGACCAAGAUGAAGAUGCCACUUUAACUCAGCUUGCUACAGCCUGGGUCAACCUUGCCAUCGGGGGAGAGAAAUUGCAGGAUGCGUUCUACAUCUUCCAGGAAAUGUCAGACAAGUACUCGCCCACACUGCUGCUGCUGAACGGUCAGGCUGCCAGUCACAUGGCUCAGAAUAAGUGGGAUGAGGCUGAGUCAGUACUACAGGAUGCUCUGGACAAAGACAGCAGCCACCCGGAGACACUCAUCAACCUCAUUGUGUUGACACAGCAUUUGGGCAAACCUCCUGAGGUGACAAAUCGAUAUUUGUCUCAACUGAAAGAUGCACACAAGUCACAUCCUUUUAUUAGGGAUUAUCUUGCUAAGGAGAAUGAAUUUGACAGACUUGCCAUGCAAUACGCCCCCAGCGCCUGAAAGAAGUAUACGGUUUCUAUUUAUGUCUCCUACAAUGCAACACAAUGUUAUUUCUUUUUUUUUUUAAUGCCUUUAAACAAAAACUAAUUUUGACAUGCCCAAAUGUUCUACAAACAUUCCUGUAUCAUGGUUAAAUAAACAUGUUUAUCAUACAUGAUCAUA